AUGUGAAUAGUUCUAAAUAAAAUUGUACAACUUUCUUGUACGAUUGGGUUUUUACAGCUGUGAAAAAUUCUAUGUAAAAAGUAAAACAUGUUUGAAACGAUCAUGCGGAAAACCUGGGAGACUUCUUCAAAUACAACAACACCUGUCAGUGGUAACAGUGCCAUUGAGAUCCGUGAUGCCUUCAUGAGAUACGACUCCACAGCAGUGUUCCAAGGCUUGAACAUGACUGUCCAGCAAGGAACAAUUUACGGAUUGCUGGGUCCCAGUGGCUGUGGCAAGACUACCUUGCUUAACUGUAUCACAGGCAUCACAACUUUGCAUGCCGGAACUAUCUUUGUUAAAUGUCAACACCAGAAGCAGAUCGGCUACAUGCCACAGGAAACUGCAUUGAUGGAGAAGUUCACAAUUUCUGAAGUGUUGCAUUACUUCGGAAAAAUUUACGAAAUGGAUUGUGAUGAAGUGGAUCAAAGAGCUAAACUUCUCCUGAACCUAGUUGAUCUGUCAUUGGGGCAGUUCUACGAUUGCUACAUUACAUCCCUAAGUGGAGGACAGCUAAGAAGAGUAUCACUACUAGUGGCACUAAUUCACGACCCAGAUUUAUUAAUAUUAGAUGAACCAACAGUAGGACUUGAUCCUGUGACAAGAUGCAGUCUGUGGAAAUAUUUCUUGAGGGCAGCAGAAGAACAAAACAAGACAAUUCUAAUCACAACACAUUACAUUGAAGAAGCAAGAAAAUCCCACCAGAUCGGAUUGAUGAGGGGUGGAGUAUUACUGGCUGAAAGUCCUCCAGAAAAACUUCUCCAAGAGUUCAAAAGCUCUUCAUUGGAGGAUGUGUUUCUUAUACUGAGUCAACACCAAAUGGAAUCCCCUGUAAAAAAGGUAUUUCCAAAAUCAAAGACAGCACAACUUCCAAACUUCACAAGAAAAAACUACUUUUGUAACUUCAAUAGGCUGUGUGCGCAGACGAUGAAGAACUUUUACUGGAUGAAAAGGAAUGCAUGGUUGUUGAUAUACAUUCUUCUUCUUCCCGGAAUGAUGUCUUUCUUAUUCUGCAUGUUGCACACCAACAAUCUUCGAGGCUUGCACAUUGCCUUAGUUCCAGAGGAUUUUUGCGCAAAUCACAUAAGUACAGAACCAAAUUGUAGUACUGACUACAAAAUCAGCUGCGCUUUCGAACAACUGAUGAAGGAUAAAGGCUUUAUUGUGAGUGAGUAUGCAGAUCUAGAAACUGGCAUGAGAGCAGUGGAAAGAGGUCACUCGCUAGCCGUUCUCUACUUCAGUCAUAACUACACCUCGGCCCUGAACGAUAUCUUCUCUAGUUCCUUCCAAGAUCCACCGACCAACGAGACUCUGAACGACUCUCAGAUCCAAGUCACAAUGGAUAUGACAGAGAAAAUUAAAGCAAGGCAGGUGGUAUCAGCGGUGGAGGAGACGUUCAAUGAUGUACAGACACAACUAAUUAAAGGUUGUGGCUACAAGACAGCGGCUUAUCAAAGUUUAGUCAGGGAACCAGUAGAAGUUUAUGGAGCCGACUCUAUAGACUUUGUUCAAAAUGCUCUGCCAGGUUUCUUAAUUCCGUUGGUGUUUUUCAUGGCUACUUCAUACACGUCUACAGCAGUAGCAUCGGAAAAGAAUACAGGAGUUUUUCAGCGAAGCCUUGUUUCUGGUGUAACCAAGCUGGAGAUGAAUCUAGCACACACAGUGAUCCAACUGUUGGUGUUGCUGGUGCAGAACUGUGUGUUGAUGGUGAUCAUUUACACCAACAUUCACAACUUUAUGCGAGGCAACAUACUGUUGGCAUCUUUCCUUGUCAUAUUGGCAGAACUCCAGGGGAUGUUAUAUGGUAUUUUUCUGGCUUCUAUUAUAAAGAAGGAGAACCACCUCACGAACACAACAGUGGGAACAAUUAUGACACUUUUUCUCACCUCAGGAAUGAUAUGGCCAAUAGAAGGCAUGGUUCCUGCACUCAAGUUCCUUGUUGACUACUCUCCCCUGACAAUCGCAGUCGAGGCUUUCCGCAGCGUCUCCAUCCGAGGCUGGGGUUUGGAUAAUCCCAGAGUGUUUUCUGCGUUUCGAUACAAUUUGGCAACCAUCGUAGUCAUGAUGAUAGCCAACAUCUUGUCUGCCAAGAGAAGCCAAGCUCAUUGAAAUUU
Messenger RNA from Macrosteles quadrilineatus (aster leafhopper), 2153 nucleotides. Its product is annotated as ABC transporter G family member 23-like. NCBI's taxonomy places the organism in Eukaryota, Metazoa, Arthropoda, Insecta, Hemiptera, Cicadellidae. Gene Ontology annotation, cellular component: membrane. The transcript is spliced from 16 exons. The record is from RefSeq and is a predicted model, not a curated record. Gene Ontology annotation, molecular function: ABC-type transporter activity; ATP binding; ATP hydrolysis activity. Bases 88 to 2148 code for a protein of 686 amino acids.